Molecule: messenger RNA, 7438 nt
Organism: Trichoplusia ni (cabbage looper)
Lineage: Eukaryota; Metazoa; Arthropoda; Insecta; Lepidoptera; Noctuidae
Exons: 22
Coding region: 684-7277 (2197 amino acids)
Biological process (GO): protein linear polyubiquitination
Cellular component (GO): LUBAC complex
Molecular function (GO): K63-linked polyubiquitin modification-dependent protein binding; K48-linked polyubiquitin modification-dependent protein binding; linear polyubiquitin binding
Source: RefSeq, a predicted model, not a curated record
GGUUCACAAUCGUAUGUUUGUUUUAAAUAGCUUUUCGCACUAAGUAUGCAUUUUAAAUUAAGUAUUCAUUAAGAGAGUCAUGGCAGUCAGCUGUGUCUGUGGCGCUACAUAAUGUUUACGGAAAUCGCUCACACGGCAUAGCACAAAUAUGAUUUUUCUUAUGUAAAACUGGUCCAGACUUUGUAGCAAGCUUUCAAAUAAUCCUCUCAGUGUUAAAAAAUAGAAUUCAUCAUUAGCGAGCUAAGCAAUUAAACAGUAUUCUAAAAAUGCUCUUGAUAGAUUAUCAAAAGCCGUUAAUAAGAAGCAAUUUCGCAAGGUAUUUGACUGGUUAGAGAGGGCAUUGGGAUGAGUGCGGAAAUAGCAGCGCGUCGUAAUUUUAGUAGAAUCGGGGCAACGCGGCCGCGGACAGAAAUAGAGGCGGCGGCACACGCGUCUUCCCGCUGUCAAUUUCGUCCGCAUAGGGCGCCCGAUUAGCAGUGACCGGCCACUCGAGCUGCGAGGAAAGUGUUGCACGGUGCCGCGCAAGCCCGCGUCGCGCCGCGCGCCGCCUGGACGUCGCGAGUGCAGUGAUACAGGACCGUGCAAUUGCAUAAUUGGGAAAAAAUGACCUUUGGUGCGCCAAACAGUGAAUUUUAGUGUUGUUUAUGUAGAGUUUAAGACAUUUAAGUGAUAAACCGGCAAAGAUGCUGAAGGGUCGCGGUCGCGAUCUGCGCGGCAUGACGUCGCCGCCGGCGCCGGCGCACCUCGCCUUCCGCCCUCCGACGAUUGCGCACGCAGCAAUGCGGCCGGCCACGCCAUCGAUGCCGCGAGCCGCCAUGAGACCUGAACCAGACUACGAGGUGGUCGAGUUCCCCAGUGAGCAGUAUGUCAACGCAAAGAUACAACCGCCGCCGCCCCCGCCGCCGAGACCACCCACGGGACACCCUCUGGAAGCUGGUGCGUCUUGCGGACUUUGCGGGGGUGGAGGAGCCCGCGUGCGCUGCGCCGAGUGCGGGCGCCGGGCGCUCUGCGCGUCCUGCGAUGACAUGUACCAUCGACACCCCAAGCGUAGGCACCACCAACGACAAGCCUUAUCACAGUCACAGUUACGAGACGAAAGACCGCCACUUCCACCUAAAACCGCUCCUCCUGUGCCUCCGCCGCGUAAACACAAGGUCGGCGGAGACAGGAUGAGUGCUAGUCCAAAACCACCUAUGAUGGUGGACCAAAGACGAGCUACUCUAAGCUCUCCUCAUCAUAUGCCUGUGAUGAUGGGAGCACAUACAGGCCAGAUUGCUGCAGCGCCAUCCGGCAACCAUUUCGCCCUCCAACAACAGCAUGCCCCUCAGAUACCCCUACAUCUUCAAACUAAGCUGUCAACAACACCUACACCAAACCACCUCGGUAGCAUGCCUUUCCUGCACGCCAACGCACAUCACGCUGCAGCGACUGCUCCGCCGGUACAAGGUCAAUCGAAUACUCUUUCUCAUAUGAAUGCCGCCUGGAGUAGACCUCGAGGUUCAUUGCAAGGAUUUGGGAUGCAUCCAAACAUGAACCUACCGCCUGCCGAGAAUUGGGAAAACGCAGAGGGUAUGAAUCCGGCUAUACAAAGCUGGAAUCGGCCCUUACGUCGAGGUGCAUCAGUGUUAGAGUUGAGUGGUGAAUCAGCAGCGGCGUGCGUUGGAUGUUCGCACUGUGCACCCAUGCCGUGGCGUUACGGAAGCUGCGCCAGCCUCGACCACGCCUGGCCGAACAAUGCUCCUGGAUGGCCACCUACUUGCUGCCCACCAGGACAUCCAGCUCAUAAUGCCCAGAUGCAUCCACAUCAGCAUAUGCACCAACCACAGACUCCGCAGCCUUACAGAAGAGCGGAGAGUCGUGCAGUUUCCCGAACUGGGUCUAGAGCAGGAUCACGAGCACCUUCACCAGCCAUGAGCGUGCGGUCCAGGACUUCUCGGCGUACGAAGCACCGCACACCUUCACCCCCGCCGGUGCCGUCGAGUGACGCAGAUUCCGAAAGUGAAAGCGAGAGUGAUCACGCUCCUCAACCUAACCACUCCAAACCACAAGAAAAAAGAGAGGAAUCCCUAGGCCCAGCUGCCCCACCACCCACUACUACGUGGCAAUGCGAGCACUGCACCUAUGUUAAUGAGCCUGGAGUGCGGGUGUGUGCCAUCUGCUGUCGAACUCCAAUCACUGCCCCUAAAACAGUUGCUAAAGAUGUAAUUGAAAAUGUUGAAAGACUGAGAAUCACUAGUAAGGAGUCGCCGUCACCUGCACGUGUAGUUCAAGAGACAAGAGUUGAUAGAGAAGUACGAUCUGCUUCAAAACCUAAGAAAGAACGUACCUCCACUGGAUGUGGUCCGUCGCCACCACGUGAAGCAAAUAAUAUUAAGAAACCAUUCAAUCGACUCGUCACGCCAACACGAGAGCAAAACACUUAUGACGAAAACUUACAUGAAAGGAAUGAUAUGGCCGUGGGCCCGUCGCCGCCUAGGGAGGUUCGGAAUGGCAAACAGGCAAAGCGAGAUACGAGUACGGAAAUAUCGCCUCCUCGUGAUUCUAAUAAAACAAUGAGGGUGUCUCCUUUCCGUGAUAGCAAAGAAAUACCGACAACGGUAAAAAGACACAGUAUAUCGGUUGGUCCAUCACCACCUAGAGAAAACUCACCGCGAAACAAUGUUAUUACGCCAAAUGUCCAAAAAAAGUCCACUGGGACGUCUCCACCGCGAGACGUUACUAACCAGCGGCCAUCUUCUUCAGCAACAAACAAAACAAAUGUAUCCAACACUGGCACAUCACCACCACCGCAAAGCAUCUCGACGCAGACUUACGAAGUUCCGAAUUCGACUGCAUGGGAACGUGCAUCGUCAGUAUCAAGAUCACGACCGCGGCGACGUUUUCGUGACGAUAUCAGAAGAGAACGAUCUCAAAGCAGACAUUCUAUGUCCAGUGAUACUCGUGAAAGCGACCGAAGUGUGAGAACAGCAGGUGCGAGUAGCAGAUGGGAGUGGCGAGAGCGUGACAGCAGUCCCGGAGGUGAAUGGGCAGACAAUUACAACAGUCGCCUGUCUCGACGCGCCUCGCAUCUCGAUUUACGCCGGGCGAGACCCAAUCACCGGUCUAGCUAUUACGGCUCUGAGGCACCCUCUCCUGAACGUCAGUCUACAACCCGGGCUAUUUCCCUUGAAGCUCUAGCUGGAGCGGGGGCCAAGCGCGAAGCGGAAAGAGGAAUGGAAUUAGCUCAGUUAAUGGGUGAAGCUGAAAGGCUCGGAUUCAGCGCCGCGGAAGUACAAGCUGCGUUGACUCAGAGUCCAGCGGCACCAUUGGCUUGGUUACGAGAACGCUGGCCAAGUCUAUGUGCUGGAGUGCGUGCGGCUGCCGCACGUCUGGCUCCUUCAGCCGCCAUUACUGAGCUGGAAGCAAGGGCGGCUCUUGCUAGGCAUAGAGGAGCAAUGUGGCCUGCUGUAACAGAAUGCGUAGAUAGACACCGUCGGCAGACGGACGUUAUUAGUGUUGGAGAAGAGGGACGACUACGAGGUCACGUUUGGGGGUCCCCUGCGGGCGCAGACGACGACGCUGCACCUCCUCGCUCCUCAUCCCGCCAAUCUCACCGCUUGCGCGCAGAAGAUAGUUCAGAUGAGUUUGAAGCACCGACACCGCCUAAAUUUCAAGACGACGACUGGAUGUAUUUACCACUUAAUGUGAAUAUUAAUGAUUAUGAACGAGAAGCAAAUCUUAUGGAAGACAAUUACUCCGACAAAAAGGCUGUAACUGAAAAUAAAGAUGAUAUAGCCAGAAAACUAAAGAUGCUCCUCCAAGAAGCUGGGAUUCCUUUGGUUGAUGAAAAACUACUUUUACAGGGCUUGUUAUCUGGUAAUGGAGUAUAUGAGCCUCCUGCAACUCCUGCAAAUAAUAAUGUCAUUGAAAAAGCACAGCCUAUUGAUUUUAUUCAAUCUGAAAAUGAUUUUAUAGAUGCCUACAAUGCACUUACGAGAUCAAGUCCUUUACCCAACAUAAAUAAAACAAACGAUAAUGCAGAUAUUGCAAAUGUUAAUGAACUUAAAGUCACAAACACGACGAUUAUGGAACCAAAAGUCUUAAAAGAAAGUAAAGAAACCCACAUGAAUGUUUCAAAUAGCGAUAACGCAGAAAACCAAAAGCAACAAACCCCACAGCAUAGCGUGAUUGUGAUUAAUAAUGAAACGCUAGAAAAAAAUCACCACCAAAAUGAAAAAAUAAAGGUUAUGGAACAAUUUGAAGUUUCUAACGAAGAUAAUCAUAAUUUAGCAUUAACAACAGAAAGUCCUACAGAAGAUUUUGUCAUUCCAUCUGAAACACAAGAAAUUAUUCUUGAACAAAAUAAUUAUAUACAAACUGAAGACAAAUCUAACAAUUUGUCAACUAUUGUUGAUAGCACGCAAAGACUUAUACAACAGAUGAAAGAAGAAAUUAAUUCUGACAUUCAUUCUAUUGAUGGUAGGACAGUGUCUCAAAGUGAAUCUGAAACUAGUUCAGAGGGAUCUGAUGAUGAACAAGAGUCAAGUUUUAGUGAAUCGGAGGAAAGAACAGAUAACCUAACAUCAGACGAAAAAGAAAUGACAAGUUCUGAAGACGAAGACCCAGAACCAAUUCAAAAUGAGGUCAUAGCAGAUCAGUACAGAUCUAGUUCUGAGGAAAAUGAUACGUUUGAAGAAGCAUUAGACCAUGUAGAAAAUCAGUUGGAAGAUUUCAAACAUGUAAACAUUGAAAUGCUUGAUUCAAUUGCUCGCACACUGCAAGAGGAACAUACCUUUUCAGUAAAAGUGGUGGAUUCAAAUGCUGACAAUAUUCCGAAGCCAACGAGAAAACAAGAUUUAAAUAAUAAUUUGUUUGUUGCAGUAAACAGCUUCGAAGAAAUUUAUGACGAUCUUACUUCUCAAAAUAAUAAAUUUAAUAAUGUAAAUCAUGAACCUGUUGCAUCCCAAAAUACAGACAAAGAAAUAGAAACGAAUAAUGUUAAAUUACUUGCAAAGGAGUCAAUAAUAAUUUCCCAAAUGAAAGCCAUAGUACCUACAAAAUUAAUUAUUACCGAAAAUGAACAUCCUAAAUUAAAAGCACAAGUCGAGUACAUUGAAGAACCACAGACUGAAAAAAUUGAUAUACAAGAUGAAAUAAAUUCUUUGCCAAACACGGAGCCUAAUAAUCAAACUUACCAAAAUAUAAACACAUUGCCUUCAGAAACUAAUAACCUUGUGGAAAAUAACUCACACAAAAUCACAGAAAAUGUAAUAAUAAAUGAGGCGCAUGAUUCUACAGGCCUUGCUGCUGUUGUAUCCAAUAGCAACAUCAAUAAUAUAAUACCAGAAAAUCCCAACGCUCUCAUCCAACAAGCGACUAAUACAUCCGAAAAUGUAUUUUCAGAAACAACAAUUGAUACCAGUAGUAUUAAAAACUCAACAACGAACAAGUCCAACAUCCCAAAACUAGUAAAAAUCAUACCAAGUAACAAACCAAAAAAUGACAAAAAUGCACCCAAGCUCAUUGUUUCAAAGGUCCCUGUGCGACGAACAUCAAUUAAGCAACAUCCUGCACCUGCUCCACCUAAAACUCAUUUUGGUAAUAUUACAAGUGGUCAUGUAAAGCAGUUACAAACUAGACUCUUUAAUAACAAAGUAACUCCCUCCAAGCCUGCUCCCACUCCACCUGAAGAACCCGAAGUUAAACCAUCAACUUCAACGCUUAGCAAAAAAAAACAAGCUCCUCUCCCACCCACAAAACAUCAACAGGAAAAGCAGAUCUCCCCGCCCAAAACAACGCCUACAAAAGAAAAGAAACAAUUUUUCCGCGAAACGUGUCGGACUGAAGAUGAAUGGACCGAAAGCGAUUCUGAAGACUCGCAAGUACAAAUUAUGAGACCUACUGAAGAAUCAACACAUAGACCGCCGUCACCGCCUCCGCCAAUUACUAUGCGUCGUGUUUCCGGACAAAUAAUUGAUUUGGCUAAAGUACGACUUCCAGAAGGUUCUCCGGAGAGGCAAGCCCGAAUGCUACUCGCUGAAGGUGCGACUGAAACAUGGGAACAGGCACAACUAGCAGUUGAAUUAAUAUCGCAAGGUGCCGAUCCACCAGCUGCAUUAUUAGCCGCUCUCGAAUGCGCUGACCUCACUUCAGCUCUCGCGUAUUUAUAUCAAGACUGUGAACUCUGUGCAUCCCGUUUACCUGAGCAUGAGAUGGUGUCAAUGUUGCGUUGUACGCAUCGCUGCUGUCGAGAAUGUGCACAUCUAUAUUUUACCGUACAAAUUACGGAACGAAGUAUCGCCGACUGCGUAUGCCCGUAUUGUAAGCUACCCGAACUGGAAAGCUUACCGGAAGAUGCUUGGCUUGAAUAUUUUGCACAUUUGGACAUACUUUUGAAAACUUUGCUCGAAGUAGAAGUUCAUGAAUUGUUUCAAAGAAAGUUACGAGACCGAACUUUGGCUCGCGAUCCAAACUUUAGAUGGUGUAUGGAAUGCUCAUCUGGUUUUUUUGUUCAUCCGAAACAAAAACGAAUCCGAUGCCCAGAAUGCAGGUCUAUAAGCUGCGCUUCGUGCAGAAAACCGUGGACAGCUAAUCACGAAGGACUGAGUUGUGAACAAUAUACAGCAUGGUUAGAGGACAAUGAUCCUGAACGUUCAGUUACGGCAAUACAGCAACAUUUGAGGGACAAUGGCCUGGAAUGUCCCCGGUGCCACUUUAAGUACUCCUUGUCCAGAGGGGGCUGCAUGCACUUUACUUGUACUCAAUGCAAAUAUGAGUUUUGCUACGGCUGUGGAAAACCAUUCACAAUGGGCGCACGAUGCGGUUUAAGUGAUUAUUGUGCAAAAUUGGGAUUGCAUGCGCAUCAUCCAAGAAAUUGUUUGUUUUAUUUACGUGAUAAGGAGCCCCACGAAUUACAAACUUUACUUCAGAUGAACAACGUAACAUUUGAAUCGAACGCUGCCGAAGGCAGUACCGGACGCUGCCCCGUGCAGUUGCAGCGCGAAACACCCACUGGACUGGUGGACGGCACGUGUGGCAGUGAAGCCCCCACAAAUUACGCAGGGCUCUGCAAGAACCAUUACCUGGAAUACCUGAGUCGGUUGAUUCGGCGCUGCAGUGUCGACCCGCUACCGAUCCUGGGCGUGGACGACCUGGAGACGCUGGACGCACUACGUGGAGUACCUGGCGGGGCUGGCGCGCGGCCUAGACCCUAUCCCCAUCAUGGACGUGACCGAGCUCGUGGCCGAGCUGCGCCGCCGCGCACUCCCGCUGCCCGAGCGCGGGCCUUGGGACAGUGACCCCAUCUAUGCCGGGAUGUGUGCGGAGAUAGUAAAAGAGAAGAUUCCACUGGAUUGACAAGAUUUCAGACGACUUUUGUGUCGGUUGCUUCAAAGAAUAAUGUAUUUAUUAUAAUGUACCCAAUAAUUUAUAAUACAUAUUAACACAAAAUAAAAUACUA